Messenger RNA from Paramuricea clavata, 17713 nucleotides. The record is from the annotation of a GenBank genome assembly. NCBI's taxonomy places the organism in Eukaryota, Metazoa, Cnidaria, Anthozoa, Malacalcyonacea, Plexauridae.
CUCCAACAACAACUGAAGCCCCAACAACGACUGAAGCCUCAACGACAACUGAAGCCCCAACAACAACUGAAGCCUCAACAACAACUGAAGCCCCAACAACAACUGAAGCCUCAACAACAACUGAAGCGCCAACAACAACUGAAGCUCCAGCAACAACUGAAGCCCCAACAACAACUGAAGCCCCAACAACAACUGAAGCCUCAACAACAACUGAAGCCUCAACAACAACUGAAGCCUCAACAACAACUGAAGCCUCGACAACAACUGAAGCCUCGACAACAACUGAAGCCUCGACAACAACUGAAGCCUCAACAACAACUGAAGCCUCAACAACAACUGAAGCCUCAACGACAACUGAAGCCUCAACGACAACUGAAGCCUCAACGACAACUGAAGCCUCAACGACUACUGAAGCCUCAACGACAACUGAAGCCUCAACGACAACUGAAGCCCCAACAACAACUGAAGCCCCAACAACAACUGAAGCCCCAACAACAACUGAAGCCCCAACAACAACUGAAGCCUCAACAACAACUGAAGCCUCAACAACAACUGAAGCCCCAACAACAACUGAAGCAGCAGCAACAACUGAAGCCUUGACAACAACUGAAGCCUCAACAACAACUGCAGUAUCACCAACUGAAUCCUCAACAACUGAUGCAAUAACAAUUGAAGGCUCAACCACUGAAGCAACUACAUCUGAAGCAACAACAACUGAAGCAACAACAACCGAAGCAACAAUAAAUGAAGCCUCAACCACAAUUGAAGCAACAACGACAGAAGCCUCGACAACUCAAGAAACAACAAUAGAAGCGACACCAGUAGUAGAAACAACAGCAGCAGAAACGACAACAAGUGAGGCUGUUACAACCCCAGCUCCAAGUACGGUUUAAUGUGUUUGUAUUUUCAAAUAAUGAUUCAGUUGUCAAAGAACUGCUUAAUCUGGUUUUUUUGCAGCCGAGAAACAUCAAGCACAGAUUAUCUUAGAUAUUUCGUUCCCAGAGUAUCUUCAAGAUCCAGAGAGUGUGGAGUAUAUAUCGUUUAGAAGCAAUUUGGAAAGCCUGGUCAGUUCAAAGUUUCUCAACAUUUGAAUUUUCUUGAAAAUUACUCCACUAAGUUUAUUUCAAUUUUUUAGAUUAGUCAAAUGUAUUCAAAUAACAGUAACUUUGUUCAUGUCACGACAAAUGGAUUCAGGUAAAAUUAAUUGUUCACCGCUUGGUUUGGAGUAUAUAUAUAGACAGUAGUAAACACAAAAUAAUCACAUGCACAAGGAUCAGUGGAUCACUAAGAUAUGAUUCAUAUAGCGUGAUAAAAAGUAAAGCAAUAGAGAAAAGAUUUCUUCAUGGGAAGUGCUGACCUAUGAUAUUUUCGCAUGCGUUAAUUAAGGCUCUUUUCCACUCAUUGCAAAAACCAACUCGCAAGAUCGCCGUGGGUACUUGUAUGUAAUCAAUUAAAACUGUCAAGCAUUAUGAUUGUAUGCAUGUACUUGCAGCAAGCUUACGAGUUAGUGUUUAUACGAUUAGUGGAAAGGAGCCUUUAAUUUGUUAUCACAGCGAAUGCAAUAAUGAGCGAGCGAGUUUCGUUAAAACAAAUUAUAGAAAAGAGUGAAAGUACAAAUGUACAAUACAAAAUAAAAUCACUUCCCAUGAUUCAUGAACAAAGUUGUUUAUCUAUUCUGAGAUAAUUCUUUCUUCCAUCGAAAUACGUGUUAAUCUGGAUGUUUUAAAAGUUUUUUAGAAGUCAUGUGCACGAUUGGAAAAUUUACACGAGACGUUUUUCUCCCAUGCAUGUGCGAGAAAACUGUUUCACUAUCCAGAUUGGCUUGUAUGUAUUACGAAGUAACGAAGCGAGUUUUCGGAUAGGUAAAUCCAUUUGUAAAACUCAGCAUCUAUAUUAUUUCAUAAUUGAGUCGGUUUUCUUUGAAGUUCCGCGGGCUGUAUUUAACAUAAAUAUCGGUCAUUAGGCCAACCGUCUAAAAGCACGGGGAGGGUUUUGAUAUUCAGCAGGGAAGAGCGGGGCUGAUGAAUUGAAUUGAAUAGAUAAUUAUGAAUAAGUGGGCUGUAUAUAGAUACAGCCCGGAAAUGUUGGGCUGUAUCCGAAUACAGCCCACUGUUCUGGUAUUGUACCUGCAUGGAUACAGACCAUGAAUUGAUAAUCCAUUGAACUUACACUACAACCACUUCGAUUAACAUUUCUAACACUAUUUCACACAAAUGUAUUGAAAAUAUAGUUCAAACUUCAAGCUAUCACCUUCGCUCUUGUUAGCUUCGCUUCCUAAUUCCUCUUCAGCUUUUUCACGGACUUCCCGACACUCGCUAUUAGUUGUAUUGGUUGUGACUGUGAUUUGUAAAGUUGCCUUCUAUUCCAGCAUCCCGACAAAGCCUCUUAAUUAACUACCCCUCCAAGUGUGUUGUAGCCCACUGGAUUUGAAGUGAACCAAACUAAAACACAGAAAAUUCAGCUGAAGCUAAAAAUGGAAAUUAACUACAAUAAAUGAUAAAACUAACUAAAUAACUUAUUUGUACCUUUAUAUAUAUCUGAAUCGGAACACUUUCGGUCUUUCGCUAUGGCUUCUGAGCUGCAUUUCCCCACAUAUUUCUUGCACAACGAACCAAACAUCGACUGGGACACUCUUCAUUUAUAUAGUAAUGUUCCACACGCUUUCGCUUCAUAUUGCGAUGCUUUAAUUUUCUUUUAAGCCCUCGAACCUCGGCUGUUAAUCCUGACAGUGAAAAGUCUCAGACAAUUCGUCAAAAUGAGGCCAGAAAAUUUUACAAAAACAUGUAGAAGGACAAAAUAAGAAUAAAUUAACUAGCGUAUAGCUGAAAGCCCAGCUCCCUUGGGAUCUUCAUCUCUUUUUGUACCCAUCUGUUCGCUAAUUUAGCUCAACAAUAAGUCCGCAUACCUCCCAGUAUUUUCGUUCACAAAUUACACUGAACAACAACAAUUUCUAUAGAAAUUAUAUCUUAAAUUAUAUAUUCUUUUGAGAAAACCUCCUCAAUCAUGAAAUAAGUCAGUUAAGGACCUCGAACCUCGGCUGUUAGCCAAAUACAGCCUUCGGGCUUCGCCCUCAGGCUGUAUCUGGCUAACAGCCUCGGUACUCAGGCUUUAACUCUCACUUACUAUAUAAGAACCGUGUGCUUCCCUAGCUUGUGAAUCUGUUUCAUCGUAGUAAUGUUGACUUCAAUGUGCUAUAACUUUUGAUUGCAUAGCCUUUUUGAACUAUAUAACGAGGGUAAAUUGUCCGACCCUGAACUGCCCAUCAAUGUGAUUUUCCAAGGGAUUUAAAGUCAUAGUUAAAGUUAUAAAUUCACUCCUCCCUUCCAUAUAUAUACCUCCCACCUUUGGUCAAGCCUUGCCAGCCCGCAUGUUUCGUAUACAUUUGGAAGAAAACGUUUGCCUUCGCCCUCCCCUGCGGCCUGCCUCCCUCCCCCACCUCUCUCCAAGUGAAAAUUCCUUAAAAAGGCACCACCGCAUGAUAGUCUUGUUUUGUUUCUUUCCUGUAGACAAGGAAGUGUUUUUGUUAAUUUUACCCUCGAGUUCAAAUCAGUGACGAAUUUUCCUCUGGCAGAAUUGCAGCAAGGUACAUCUGAUGGAAAACUUGGCGACUUUGCAGUGGUGAAAAACAGCCUUAGUCUUUCAAGUGAAGGUAUAUCAUUCUUAUAUAUUGAAGUGUUGAACCAACGAUCUGAACCAAGCCAUAGUAAUGAAGAAUAAUUGAACACUAAAUUAAUUCAGGGGGGUUGGAUUUCUGAUUUUCAUUGCAGGGUCUAUCUGAGAAAGAAAAAAAACACUUCGCGUUUCGAGUCUGAAACUUAGCGGCGAGGUUUCACCUCGAAACAAUUUUGAUAUUUUCAGCUCAUAGCAUAGGCAACCCAGCAAAAUGUGUAAAAAUGUAUUAAACGCUUAAAAUACGUAUAAAGUUCGUCUCAAUUUGCUGUCAAGCGAUUUAUUUGUGUAGCUCAUUAUACAGGCAGAUUCCGAUGUUUACGUCACUGUAUUUCAAGGUAUAUUAUGAAAAUACAAUGACGUAAACAUCGGAAUCUGCAUGUAUAAUGAGCUACACAAAUAGAUCGCUUGAUAUAGCAAAUUGAGACAAACUUCACACUUAAUGCAUUUUUACACAUUUUGCUGGGCUGCCUAUGCUCAUAGUUCUAUUUGCAUCCAUGCAUAUAACUAAGAUUUUUCUUUCGCAUUUUAGCUGCCACGUGCGAGUCAAAUCCUUGCCAUGCAAAUGCCACAUGUCAUGAUACUGAUAUUUUCUACACAUGCACGUGUAAUUCAAGAUAUUUUGGUAAUGGCCUCGAUUGUGAAGGUAUGAUAAAAUCAUGGGAUUUGCACGCAGAAAAAGGCAACUUAGCAGUCCCUGCUCACACUCCUCGCUUCUAGUUAUUCCAACAAGACACUUUUAAACUGUAUUAUAGUCUUGAUACAAAAUUCAGUUCUCCAAACAUUAUUGUUUCACUUCCUUUUACAACAAGUCUGAAGCUCUCUAUUAAAGAAAGCAAGUUGAAUCAGGAUCGCACACAGAGAGGGGGAAGGGGCGGGAGGGACUUUUUGAAUGUUAUUAUCAGUUACUAUUUGGCUAUUUGGGGCCAUAUUUCACAAUAUUACUACCCCCUUGGUGGAAAAAAAUGUAACACAACAAUCUAAAACAAGCAAACAUAUAUAUUUUAUAUAGAAUAUUGGACCAAAAGAAUAUUCGACCAAAAUAAGUUAGAAAAAUAACAAUUUAACUUAACCCAUUUAGCAUUAAACCCAGCCUCGUACCCCGGCGCAAAUAACGUACUAAAAAUGGCAACACUACAGUGUUUUAAUAUAGAUCAGUGGCUUAGAUGAGUGAGCGCAUGGGGGUGCUUGGGAAGUCGUGUCCCUUGCUCCUGGGUACGAGGCUGCAUUAAACCCGCUUGCGCCAAACUAUAGCGGUAAUAUGAUUUUGCAGUGCCUAAACUUUGCAAUAAAAUAUUUUGAAAAAAACUCAAUGUAUAUAAAGCAUAUACAUCGAGUUGUAAACAAUAUGAACAUUGAUCGUGACCAAGUGACAGACAUUUUAAGAACACGUUCCAAACAAGACAAUGGCCAAUGGGAAAAGUAUUUUUUCUACGUAAAAAUGUUAACACCACCCCUCCCCAACAUAUAGAGUAUUCAAUAGAAAUUUCAAUGACUAUACUCCAAGCAAAGAAGCGUGAUUUAAAAUCAAAAUGAGCCCUGGAAAAAAUAUAUUUAAUUAAUAUAUUUUCUUGUCACUCUGUAUUUAUGGGAGACGGUCACAGAUGUCUAGGUAUGGACAACACAUUGCUUAGUCCACGUGCCUUCACCACAGAAUACAGAAGCCCAACUUCUUGGUUUUUCCUAUGAUUUUGGCAUAAUUCAUCAUCAAAAUGCUGACGCCAUGGUCCUAGCCAGUGCGCUUGAGAGAAGCAUUCAUCACCCUGAUAAUAUUGAAAAUGGUGCACGUCCAGGGGUACCCUGAUAGCAGAGCCUUAUUUCCCUUCGCGUAGAAAAUAAUUAGGCUUUGCCGUUUUUGUGUUUUUGUUCGUCCAAAAUUCUGGACAUAGAAUAAGAAAUGGGCAUACUUCGAAACCCGGACCGGACUCGGACUCGGACCCGGACUCGGACUCGAAGAAAAUCCGGACUCGAGAAAAACCCGGACCCGGACUCGAAGAAAAUCCGGACUCGUGUUUAACAAAACCCGGACUUGACUUUUGAAAACCCGGACUCGAAAUAAGGCAAAACCGGAUUCAAAUCAAGGACUCUGUGUACGAAAAUGCAAAGGUUUUUUGGAAAGGUUUAAUAAUUAGUAACGUGAUAAACGAUGAUCUCAUAUCUUUAUCUCGAUAUUUUUAAUCUUCUGCUGUUAACAAAAUAAUCACUUAGAUAUACUGGAACCAAAUCAUUUAGGCACUUAUAAGUUAUUAAAAACUAAAAUGUAUUGAUGCACAACGAUCUACAAUUAGUAGCUAGUACGAGGGUAGCAUGUUGAUUGUUGAUUCUCAAAAUAACGUUAACUUGAUUUAUUGUCAAACUUCAUUGUCAGUAUCGAGCCGCGGUUGUAUGCAAGGCAUAUGGGGCAAUCGACGAACGCACUGCCUAACGAGAGAGUCUCAAUAUCAAAUUUACGCCAACCAUCCAACGCGAAUUUCACUGUCGGCCGCGGGUGCAGGCUUGCAGCUGUUGCUUUCAUUGUGAUGUGUUUUCUACUACUUUCGGAUAAAGAAUAAUUGCGGGUGUUCAAUUCGUGUUUAUGGACUUUAUAUUAACGAAAUAGAGAAAAUAAACGUGUUUCCAGGAGCGUCUUGUCCAACUAUUUGAGAGCAUGUUAUAAUAUCAACUUUAUGUCCAUCCGCACAACAACGCUCGAAUUACUUCACAGUUGGUGUUUAGGCGCGGUUGCCGCGAUACCUUCAUUGCCUUCAACGAGAGAUGUACUUUUCCGGCGUUCUUUUCGAUUGGUUGAAGUUAUACUUUUGAUUGGUUGAAGUCUAGUUAUUUUUCGUGUCAUUUUGCCGAUAGCUAGUGAGGUCGAAUAUGUUGAGGAUAUAUUUUACCCUUGCCGCCAUCGAUCACGUUGAGUCUGCUAUGCUGAGUCAGAUUUCAGUUAUUAAUUUAUGUCUAGGGUAGAUUUAGCUACUCGCAGGAGUAUGUAUUUUACAAAUAUGUUGUGUAUGUUAAAUAAAUUUUUAAAUUAAGUAAGUAAGCAAGUAUGUAUAAGGCUAAAUGAUUUGUUUAGGUAGGCUAUAUAGUGAUUGUUUUGUGGGGAACCAUAUAGUAUGAUAAGUUGAUAACUGAUUAGUAUCCUCAGAUAACGCAUAACACUGAGUCACUAGAAGAAAAAAAUAUCUAUAUCUUUCGAAACCAAAGCUUAUUGCUUUUGAAAUAAAGUAUUUUAUUAUAUACAAAAGCGAGAAGAGAAAGCCGGGGCACACGCGCAAGAGCACAAAUCCAUUUAUCCGCGAGUUACUACCGAUAAAACCUUUGCAUUCUCUUGCACAGAGUCCUUGUUUUGAAUCCGGUUUUGUCUAUUUCGAGUCCGGGUUUUCAGAAGUCAAGUCCGGGUUUUGUUAAACACGAGUCCGGAUUUUCUUCGAGUCCGGGUCCGGGUUUUUCUCGAGUCCGGAUUUUCUUCGAGUCCGAGUCCGGGUCCGAGUCCGAGUCCGGUCCGGGUUUCGAAGUAUGCCGUUUCAGGCAAAGUGUUGGCGAAGCCUAAAAUCACAGCGUGAUCCGCACUAUAUAAGUGCGGUUCACGCUGUGAUUUUUUUCGUGCGGGUUGUAAUGCACUGACAAGUCUAUAAGUUGAAAUCUGAUCCAACUUGCUUGAAUUGUAACUCGACACUAGAUUAUAGAGUAGAAUUCACAUCACGAUAAAUAUUAAUUUUUAAUUGCAGUUCUUUUCACGAUUUCUUUGAAGAUUCAAUGCAUAUUGUUUAUAUUUAUAGAGCGAUCUAAUUAAUUGUGACAAUAUAUACUCACUCCCCCGACCCUAGUAAACAAUACGCCAUUUUACGCAAAAUCCGCGGGUCACGUGACCAGCCCAUACCAGGGUAUUUCGCUCCCCAAGAGCAAAUACCCUGGGAACGAGGUUGGCAAAAAAGUUGUUUUGAGAAACGUUGGAAAUUUUGAAGAUUACAUAUAUAUUAAUAAAAAAAGAGUAUGUCACCAGAAGAUGACAUAUUCCUCGCGGAAGCAUCGCCAAUAGCCGACCGAAAAAAAUAGUAGAAAAUUACCUUAUGUGUACUAUAUUAAAAGAACAAAAUAUCGAUAACUAUGUGUGACGUUUCUAAGGGGGGUGGGGGGUGGGGGUGGGGGGUUCCAGAGAAACGAACAUAUGACGUUUCUCAUGGACAAAAUCGAUAUGUGAGGCUUCCCUUACUUCUGGAGAUCAAAGUUUGAGGUCCAAUUAUUUUUAAAGUUUGCAAACUACCCAGCUAAUUCUUGGCUGUUGUUUGCAGCCUUGUAUGUUGAUUAAAAUUUAGUUUAGUCCACAAUAGUAGAUCCUUUCAAUGAAGGGAAAUUAAAAAUAGUAUAUUUGAUUACUUUUACAGCACAGUCAGUACAUCGGUAAAUUUUUUCGCAAUUUGGCCUGGUAUUGCACCAGGCCAAAUUGAAAAAAACUUUACCGAUAUCACCAAAUUUAAAAUCAUAUUUUUUUGCUCCCAAGGCACAUAGGAAACAUAAUUUAACAAUUAACUUUGUUGAAAAAUUGCCCCUUUGCGUCUAAUUUCGCUUUGAAAUGCGUGCGUUUACUGCUCUUGUAUGAGGCAAGAGUUCGAAAACAUUCGAAGUACUGUAAAAUGUAACGAAAUCGACAACUUGACCUGGCCUUGAGACCUUGUACUGCCUCAGCACAGCAGGGUUUAAACUGGCUAUGAAAUAUCCUGAAUACUUCGUCGAGUUCUCUACCGCCAUGUGACCUGUAGUUUAAUGUGACACGCGUCUUUGAAAGGGCUUUACUUGACUUUAAUCGACGUGUAAGGUAUAACUUAGGGACAGGUCAUUAUUUAUGGCGGGGGGUGGCACCGAAGAGAAAUGUUUUCCGUGUCAAAAAUGUUGCUGACCGGCCAACCAUUAAAAAGACAAAAAUUUGAUUACCCAACCUCAAAUAUCAAUUAAAAAAUAACUACCCACCCCUGGCCAAAAACUUAACAAAAGGAUACCAUUCAGUUGUCAUACAUGUCCUGAUCAUUUCAGUGACAUGAGUUUGAUAACGGCCCGUGAAAUUUUCUGCAGUCUAAAGUUUCAUGUUGUCUGCACAUGUACUUUCUUUGGAAACACAAUUUGUUUUGUCAAACUAUGAUCAAGAUAGUGACUCUGAUUGAUUCACAUAUUGUAUUGACAAAUGACUGUUGACAUUGCUUUUCAGUCUCCAAUAUUUCAGUGGGUCAUGCUUUGGAAAUGACAGUAAAUUUUUAUUACCCAACCCUUGAGUUGUUUUGUUUUUCAUUUACCCAACCUUUUACUUACUCACAAUUUUGUUUACCCAACCUUUUUCUCUUCGGUGCCACCCCCCGCCAUAAAUAAUGACCGGUCCCUUAGGUAAGCCAACAUUUCUUUGUAAUGCAAGCUACAUUUUCAUAUCUUUAAUGUGUGAAUAUUUUUAAUUUUGUAAAAAAUUAAUCGCAAUAUGUUGUUGGAAAAAGUAUCGAGUGCUUCAUAAUAACACUCAGAUCUUGUAUACAGAUAUUCGUAUUUUAUUUAAAAUCUACCCUUUAUCACCACUUUUUUUAUUCUUUUAUGUGAAAGUAUACAUAAUCCUUGACUUAAAAACACGAUUAUCUACUCGAGGAAAAUUGGGCAAAGGGGCGAUCUUUGCAGAGAAACUUGACCGUUUGGUGAAAUUGGUAGUUCAGAGACCCUAUUUUCAUUGUAGUAUUUCGCGGCAAUUUGUUGGCCGAUUUCUAGUUUAUAUUGUAGAACGGGUUCCUAGUAAGUUAAAUUAAUUGUCUAUCCUCUACAGAGUAGUAAUAAGCGCGACUCCUUUUUGUUGACGGAUGUUGAAUUCAUUUUAGACUUUUGUUCAUAAACAACAACUACACUACCGAGUACUAAAUCACUGUCGAAAAGGAUAUACAUAUUAAAAACAGGUAUAUUUGCACUGCGAAAUUAAACUGCUGCAACAAAGUUUUUAUUUCUACUUUCACGUUCUUAUUCCAAAGCAAACACUUCUAAGUUGGAAAUGCCUAAAAUUGUGAGCGUGGAAACACUAAAGAAACAAGAAAACGACUUCAUAACACGAGUAGUUUUGGCAAAUUUGAUGUUUGUUUUUAUAAUUCAGUCACGCGAUUAACCCGCGCUCACGUGCACUCAACGCUUACGUUUCUCGCGCAUGCGUAGACGGAAGUCCACCCUGUUUGCUAGAUUAACCAACACCGCGGAAAAACGUCUGCGCAUGCACCAAAUUAUGAAAAUAUGGCGGGUAAUUUGAAUAUCAAUUUCUAAAACAAAAACAUGCUUAUUAAUUGGUCAAAAAUUAGCAAAACAAACGAGAAAAUAUAGCAAAUGGGUAGACUAGACAUUAAUUGAAAGCGUCCUGGCAUUUAAAGUAUGGAAUGAAAUAUAAUUCAUGUAAAAAAUUGUUGAUUUAACGGACACGACUUCGAAAAUUUUUGCAAAAUUAUUCAAAACAAAAAUUCAAACUAAAAAGUUAAGAAAACUCUCGAAAAGUUAAGCUUCUUAACCCACUCAAAUUGUAGAAUAAAUCCUAAAGUUUAAUUAUUGUGAACACGCAAAUUUUUAUAUUUGGCGACACAGUUUUUUUUAAAGAAAUGUAUCUCAAACGAAAAUUCGGAAAUUAUCGUUGCUUAGUUGAUAAACAAAAUGUUUCAGACGAUAAAUUUGUCAACAAUCACCUUUAGUUCAUGUUCUUGUACAAUACAAAUUCUUGAACCUUCUGGCUGUAUUUAUUUCUAGUUUUUAGAAUGACAUGUUUAUUUUUGCGCUUGAAAUCUGGCUGUAAAGACGCACAAUGAAGUCACUCCUUUUUACCGCCAUUUUGAGCCUUCGGAAACGUUCGGAACAGCUUCUCAUCAAGUUCGCAAUACUAUUACAGGUAACGUUGACGCAUGCGCAGACGUUUCUCCGCGGUGUUAGAUUAACCAGGGAAUUUUAAGUUGUCUUCCCAGUGUAAUAUAUUAAUAUAAUACGUGGCGAAUUCUUCCCUUUGAUAAUUCUUAUCAUUGACUAUAAUAUGAUAAAGGGGUUUUGAAAGCUGCCGCUUUUACCCUUUGGCAACACAACAACAACAACAACAACAACAACAACAACAACAACAACAACAACAACAACAACAACAACAACAACAACACCUUUAUUUUUACACUCCUUAAUUACAAUAAUAAAUAUUUACAAAGGUAAUAUAUAUAUAUAUAUGAUGAGCAAUUAAUAAAUAUUAUUCAUAAAUAAAAUCAAUUGGUGGCUAAAUUAACCAUAAGGUUAUCAUGUCAGCCAUCAAUCUAUUACAAGUUGACAUUUAAUACAAUGAACUAUGUCGUCACGAUUCCGCAGUGUUCCGAUGAUUCGUUAUCAAAGAGAUAAUUAAGGAAAAUUGGAGAUAAAAUUUAAAAGAAUAAUCAUUUAACUUUCAUAUUGUUCGAAUAAUAUAUAUUCUUUAACUUUUUUUUUGAGAAGGAGAAAGCAUUCAGGAACUUAAACGAUGAUGGAAUAUUUUGCCAAAUACUACAUACAGCAAACGAAAUGGUUUUCUUUCCAAUAUUUGUUUUUACAAGUGGUUUAUAAAAGUUUUGGUUUUGUGCAUACCUUGUAUUGUAAGAAUGCACAUCGGUUACAAAUCUAAACCAGUUGUCAAAACUAGAUGGCAACUGGUUUGUAUGCCAUAAUUGAGCAAAUUGAAGAGCAUGAAGUUUGAAUACAUCAUCAACUGACAAAAAGUUUAGCAGAUUCAGUAAUGGCAGAGCACUUUCAGUGUUCUUACCAUAUACUUUGGCAAAAAACAUUAGCCUAACUAUUCUAUUUUGUUUUGUUUGUAGUUUAUUAAGAUGUGAAUAAUAUGUAUUACCCCAUGCUAAAAUUGCAUAGGAUAUAUAAGGGUAACAAAGAGUAUAGUAAAUUUGCUUAAGUUGAUUCAGAGAAAGAUAAUGCCUUAAUUUAGUAAUUAUACCAGUACAUUUUGCUAGGCGCGAGCAAAUAUAAGAUACAUGGUUUUUCCAUGAUAAAGUGCUAUCAAUGAAUACACCUAAAUACUUUAUAUAGUUUUUCCUUUCGAUCACAUGGAUUGAGUUAUUUGUACCUUUCAAUGUUAUCGUUAUGUUUAAUUGUCUUUUAUAUGGUGAUUUAACAAUCAUAAAGUUUGUUUUCUUAAAAUUAAUUGAUAAUUUAUUGAUGUCACACCAUCUCUUUACUUCAUCUAUUUCAGAAUUUAUUAGUUUUUCUAACUCAGCACCAUUAUUUGAUGAAGCAAAAAUAUUUGUGUCAUCUGCAAAAAUCCUAAAAUUCAAAUUUUUGGUACAGUUUGGAAGAUCAUUAAUAUAUAUUAGGAAUAAUAAAGGACCAAGGGUACUAAGCUAGAAGCUAAAAACCUUUCUUACAGUUAAUAGACAUACCAUGAAUCAGUACUGCCUCGAUGUUUUCUUUCAUAUUAUUGUAAAAAUAUAGUACAGUUAUUCGAUCGUAGUUAGGGUGAUUCACAAUAAUAUCUAUACUGAAAUACAAAUGCAUAUAAAACUCAAAAUUUAUCAUUGAUAUAAUAUGUAUUUGUAUUGGAAUUAUUAGCAAGAACAUUUUUGGUUCAAUGAUAGUGAAGUAUUUUCACCAAGUAAGAUUUUCUCCUUCCUUGUGUUCCUGACAACAUGUAAGCAAGGUUGUUGUUGUGGAAUUUCUCCAAUUAUCAUUUGAAGUAAUUCAUUAAUAUUCUCCCCAGUCUUCGCGCUCGUUUCGAUACAGCUAAUGUUCAUCAUUUCAGCUUUGAUAAGGGCUUCUUCGUACGGCACCUAUAUAUAUAUCGAAGAGAACUGUUUUCUAAUGAAAAACUGUUGAAUGUGCUUGUCGUUCGUAUCCAAGUGGUUUCUUUGACAAUAAAAUAUUAUUAUUAACAACAAUCUAUAUUGUUUAAAAUUAAUUUCAAGCAUGCAUUAACUUAUUUUUAACACUUAAAGUAGAAUAAAGAUAAUCUGAGAUGAUAUAUCCUGAUGGCUUUUGAAAUUCACUACAUGGAACCAAUUUUAUUACAUGGAACCAAUUUUGAAAUCUUUUUUUGAAAUUUUUCUCAAUAACUUUUUUUGCGUAGCAUGUAUAAUCAGUUGCGCUGACUAUAUUUAAGGGUAAUGAUAUAUUGAUUUACUCUACAAUUUAAUCGUGUGCAAAUGCUUAACUAUUUUAUAGUUUUCUUUAACUUUUCUAAGUUCGGUAUUCGACAAUUUUUCAAGAAAUGUUCACAAGCCUCCUGGUCUAAAACGAUAAUUUUUAAUUUAAAUUCUUUUUAGAUUUCUUUUUAGAUUUUAAAUGUUAGAAAACUUUUUAUUAAUGUCCAAACUACCCGUCUAGUGUAUUUUUUUGUUUGUUUCACUUACCUUAAAUAAUUAAAUAGCCAUGUUUUUGUUUACAGUUUGGCAUUUAAAUUCCUCGCCAUUUUUUCUAGUACACGCGCAUGCGCAGACGUUUUUAUUUAGCAGUCCCUCCACCCUUUCAAUGUUGAAAUGCCAACAUGAGCUCCUCCUUUGAAUUUACUAUAUGAGUAAAUUCUUUCGUUGUGUGUGUUUAAAAACACGUCCGAAUUUAUCAUUAUAGAUUUUCAUGAUUUUCAAAAGAAAAGUUUAAAAAAGUUUUAAAAAAGUUUUAAAAAGAAAAGUUUAAAAAGUUAGAUUUUCAAAAAAGUUUAAAAAGUUAGAUUAGGGUUAGGAUUAGGGGUUAGUGUUAGGGGUUAGAUGCCGCGAAUUUAUCAUUAUGAUAAAUUCAAAAUGUGCUGCGAAUUUAUCAUAAUGAUAAAUUCGGACGUGUUUAAGAAUUUACUCGUGUAGUAAAUUCAAAGGUGGGGCUCAUGCUGUGAAAUGCUAAUACAUUGGUUAAGGCAAAGCUUUGUGAAAUACAUUAUCAAUAUUGCAUGGGGGUACGGGGGGAUCCAAACAUGCCAAUAUGUCCAUAUGAACAUUCACAGUAUUUAGUUUUCAGCUAAUUGUCCACGUACUUUUUGCGGCAUGAUUGUAGCUGUUCAAUUUCACUUUCUAUUAUUGUAUUUGAAUGCGUAUGGUGCAUAUCACCACAGAUUGAAAUUUUAAUUCAAUUAUAUUUGAUUGAAUAAUUGAAACUAUACAAACAUGCGCAUGAGCAAAACGGAAUCCACCGCCACUUUAAAAUCAAUUACCUGCCGUUUCGUCUCUUCAUCGCUUUUAUUUCCUAUCAAUAUAAUAAUAACGUUGUUUCCUCUUUCUGACCGGAUCUUUAACAUCCAGUUGCUGACAUCUGUGAGGGUAGGACAAUUAAUAAUUAUCGAGAAUUAUCAUAGUGGAAGUUUGCCCACUAUCUAUCAAACCUCAAACCUGAGACGGGGUGGCUCCCUACAGUUUUUGAAAUAUGACAAAAUUGUGAUUUAGAUUUAAUUGUUUGAAGAGAGGUUUCUUGUUAGAAGACAAAAAUUGUACCACAUAUAUUGAGCAAUCUUCUAAGAGUUGAAAAUUGUUCACAAAAAUGACGUCAUAACCGUUGCUAUGGUAACAAUGACGUUUCAAUAUGGCCGACAUUUUACCUUUUAACACAUUUUACUCGAAAAAAGGCCGGUUACCCCCAUUUUUUAUUUCGUGAAACGUUUUCAUUCAGAAAAAUGAAUGAUGUGAACAAGUUUAAAAAAAUUCUGUUGAUCCAAAAAAUAUUUAUCAUGAAAAAUCACGUUUUUAUUUUUUAAAAAUUCUGAUCUACAUAAUUUUUUUAAACUUGUUCAUAUCAUUCAUUUUUCUAAAUGAAAACGUUUCACGAAAUAAAAAAUGGGGGUAACCGGCCUUUUUUUCGAUUAAAAUGUGUUAAAAGGUAAAAUGUCGGCCAUAUUGAAACGUCAUUGUUACCAUAGCAAUAGCCUGCGUGCAGGCCCAAGGGAACUUGAUAGUGGGCCUGCAACCAUCACCCCAUGUUUUCGAUUUUCGCCGGCCGAACCGCCGGCUAAAUUCCCAUUGGCUAGCUGAGGCGAUCGGUAAUUAAUUAACCUAGCCCAUUGUGCAGGCACAAGGGAACUGUGAUUCAUCACAAAGGCAUAGACAAAGGCUCUCGAUAAGCUUAAAAUUUGAAAAUUGAUCACUUUUUUCGAUUACAAAUGGAACAAGAACAGACUGUUUAUUGUUUACUUGAAGGAAGACAUGUUUUUGCCGUUAUGCCAAUGGGGAUUGCUUGUCGUGAGGUGUUGGAAUAGCAACAUUACGACUGGGGUAAACUAUAGUAACCUUUACUUGAGUUUCAUUAAUUUCAAACAGACUUCAGUUGAUACGUUAUAUGUUCUCACUUCCUCAAGAAAAUUAUCUUUUGGUUGAUGUUGAGAUGCAGUUGCAUGUAAGGACUGUAAGCCUAUUCGAAACACUUUGCGAUUUACAAGGCUUCGCUGAGAGAGCGAAACAGAAGGCGGUAUUAAAUUGCCGUUUGAAACGAAACGAUCUGGUCUCGGAACGCUCUCUUCUUUUGUAGAGUUCUUUACCAAAUGAAAUAAAUUUCGUACUUUCCGCCGCCAACAAGAAUUGCACACACGAUCUGAUAAGUGGGACAAUUUAUUUAUAACAAUGCCAAUGGCGACAGCGAAGCACACAUAAUAUAAAUCCUAAUGUGGUCGCACGACUUCCCUCAUGAUUUGAAGUUUGAGACUGGUUUUCUGUUGAAAUUCGUCCUAAUUUGCCUGUUCCGAUUUUAGUUGAAAAUGAGCACUUGCAAAUUUGGCAAUUACUGACUGCGUUGCUUGCUUUUUUUGGAGUUAAAACGCAGCCAUUUACACAUUGUUUAUUAGUGUUCUGAAUAAGCAGAGAAAACCCCGCAACAUUUUAAUGCGAGUUUGUUUGUUAAUAUUUGGGUGCUGUCAUUGGUUCUUUUUUGACAAUUGACGCGCGAAUGAGGCGUGUUAUGAAAAGGGGCGUAUUUCAAAAUACCGGGCGAUGGUUGCAGGCCCACUAUCAAGUUCCCUUGGGCCUGCACGCAGGCUACCAUAGCAACGGUAAUGACGUCAUUUUUGUGAACAAUUCUCAACUCUUAGAAGAUUUUUAUCAAUAAACUUUUUGAUAUAGAUUUAGACAAAUAUGAUAGCGAUAACAAAUUUAUUAAAGGACGAAAAAAAAAAAAAAAAAAUCUGCGAAAGAUUUCGAAGAAACCGUGGUUAAAGAAGGGAUUUUACAAAAGAAAACUCAAAUAAAGGCGCAUAGAAAGGAAGUUAUCGAUAUCUAUGAGGAAAUAAAGAGGAAAUCUUCAACACUGAGGUACAUAUGCAUUUUACGUGUCAUGAACAGGCUCAAUAAGGAUUUGUAUCAACGCGUAAUGACGAUUCAUACGCGAAAAAUAUCUAGAAUGCUAUCAAAAGCAACCAAUGUUGAUGAACAUAUUAAAAACAUUUCUUCGUUUAAACUAACAUUCUUCCAAAAGCUCGUGCUAUGCAGAGGCUUAAACUUUGCCAUUCCUAGACCUGUGUCAGCGAAGGAUAUACAAGCAUCCUUUGAAAGUGCGUACCGAACACUUGAGCACAACUUAGAUGAGGAUAAGAAAGAACUAACUGUAGCAACGUUACGAUCAAUUGCUCUGAACUAUAUUGAACGGAGAAAUACAUCACCGCCAAAGACGUUGCUUCGAUCGAUAAACCAACUUAAGAAACGAGACGAUAUCGUUAUCACUAAACCAGAUAAAGGAACAGGGGUUGUCGUAAUGGAUAAGUCCGAAUACACCAAGUUGCUAAACGAAGCAUCGAUCAACAACACGGAAAAGUUCAAGAGCGUGAGUUUGGAAAGACCAAAGUCGAGAGGAAGACCUGUCAAACAUUACCAGCCCCUACUUAGAAAAGAAAAAGAGCUCGAGACCGCCUUUAGAAAGAUCCUACCCAAAGAAAUAGCUGACUCGAUUUGCCCAAAAGGUUCCCGCCUCGCACACCUUUACGGUUUACCUAAGACCCAUAAACCUCAGCUAGCAAUGCGACCAAUACUAUCAGCAACGGGAACUUACAAUUUCAAGCUAACCAAGUGGUUGGAUGAGAAAUUGAAAUUCCUUUCGAUUAACAAGUACACCGUUUCCGACCCACUAAAGUUUGCUGAGGAGAUACGUGAGAAACAAAUGGUUGAGAGUGACAUUCUAGUAUCGUAUGACGUUGCAUCGCUUUUCACCAAUGUACCAGUUGAUGAAACGAUCCAAAUUCGUGCCGACAAAGCGUUUGAGAAAGAAUGGUUCAACCGGAAAUACAACCUAAAGCUUGAGAAAUUUGAACUUGUCGAACUCUUGAAGUUAGCAGUUAAACAUCAGCUAUUCCAAAUCGACGGUAAGUUAUACGAGCAAGUCGACGGAGUUGCAAUGGGCUCCCCACUUGGUCCACUCAUGGCGAACGCGUUCAUGUGUUCAACUGAGGAAAAGCUGGUAGAACGCAACCUGAUGCCUUCCUUAUACCACCGGUUUGUUGAUGAUUCCAUCACAUCGCAAAGCAACAUUGCUUCCGCAGAAGCAUUCCUAUCCACCCUCAACAGUCUGCAUCCAUCCCUUCAGUUCACUAUGGAAUUAGAGACCGAUGGUGUAUUACCUUUCCUGGGCACAACCCUAAUUAAUAAGAACGGUCGAGUAGAAACGAAAGUCUACAUCAAGCCAACAAACACUGGCCUUAUGUUACAUUAUGAUAGUCAUGUAGACGUGAGGUAUAAGAAAUCGCUCGUCCUGACCAUGCUCAAUCGUGCAUUCCGCCUAUCAUCAUCGUGGAAGCUCUUCACCGAGGAAUGUGAACGCCUGAAGAAAACCUUUGUUCGUCUCAGAUAUCCUAUAUCCCUGCUUGACAACAUCAUAACGAAGUACACUGAACAGAAACGCGAAAGCGACGAUCAUCCAGCCGAGGAAAGAAACAUCAAGGAAAACGUGGUACGUGUAAUGCUACCAUUUAAAGACCAGAAAUCAGCAGACUCGGUGAGGCGACAGCUGCGUAACCUCAGCAAGACCAUCGGUAGACAAAUACAACCGGUCUACACAAGCAGAAAGAUUGCCGCAGACUUCCCAGCAGCAGAAACGAAACCACCCCUUGUGAAUCAGCAAUGUGUUGUUUAUUUAUUCAAAU